This is a messenger RNA of Clunio marinus, 1177 nucleotides long. The record is from the annotation of a GenBank genome assembly. NCBI's taxonomy places the organism in Eukaryota, Metazoa, Arthropoda, Insecta, Diptera, Chironomidae.
AUGUCACUAUCAUCACUUGUCGAUAUCAAAAGUCCAGGUAUUACAGGAUUCCACUUCACACAAUUCACGUCCUGUUUGUGCGCUAAAAUUUUUGUUUCCAAUUCAAAAGUUGGCUCAUUUUUUUUAUUAGAUGAUUCAGUUUCCUUAAAUAUUCUGAUGUUGUCAUCACCACAAGCAGUUGCAAUAAGUCCACUUGCAGAAACCAGAAUGUCAAGGUGUGGAUGCCAAAUAACUUUUUUCACAUCUUGUGUGUGUGCAUUCAACACUGCUGCACAAUCAAACUCCUCACAAUUUGCUCCGAUGUCCCAAACCCAGACAGAUUUAUCUCGACUGCAAGUAGCAAGAAAGUUACCCGUUACUGACCAGGCAACACUUUUCACUUCAUUUUCAUGCCCUUCAAGGGUUGAAUUACAUUCGAAUUCAUUUCCUUUCUUAUCCCAAAUUGAGAUUGUCGCAUCAAAUGAAGUUGAAGCAAGAAACAUUCCACAAUUCGAAAAUGCUACAUCUCUGAUUGUUAAAAUCUCACCUGAAGGAUGCCAUGAUGCCGACCAUACUUUACCUUUAUGUGCUGUUAAUCUUUGCACCACUUCUAAUUGUCAAAUAGAUUACCAAUUUAGUUUACAUAAAAGUCGUUGAUGCCAUAAAAUACUCAAAAUGUGUAAAUAGGUUUUAAGAUCUGCUUGGUGGUGCUCGAGUUGGACGAGCUGUAGAUGGUGGCACACGUGACUUGGUUGUUGUAUUAUUAUUAUUGGAAGGAGCUCUUGUUGGAAUUCGUGGUGGAGCUCUAGUAAUCGGAGGUCGAAUAGGUGGUCGUGGAGUAGCACGUGUUGUUUUAGAAGCCUUAGUCGUGGGUGUAGCUCUCGUUGGAGUAGGACUAUUUGAUUCACAAACUAAUGAAUCAGAAUCAAAAAUCAUUCCUCUAGGACAAUUUCCUUGAGUUAAAACCCCAUUUGAACAAUGAAGAAAACUUGUUCUUGAAUUCGUAACAGGAAAGAAAUUCUAAGCAAAAACUUUUCAUAUAAAUAAUUUGAACAUUGACAUAAAUAAUUUCACUUACGCCCUCCUGUUCUGCUGAACAGAGAUUCUUUGAAUCUUGACUUGAAGUUACUUCUUCUAUUCUUUCACAUACAUUGUCUCUUGGGUGAAACUCAAAUCCUGGAUCACAUUGUCCUGAUAA